ACUUGGCAGAGUGAUCUUCUGAAGAGCUGCAUCAGUGACGAUGAAAUAAAAAUACUGACAAAAUAUAUAUUUUUAUGAAAGACAGAUUCGGCCAACUGCAGGAUACGUUGGACAAGCCUGGAGGAAGAGGAGGAGGAGGUUAUACCAACAAGGCCUUCUCCACUGUGGAUCUGGACCUAGAUGACCUGUCUGCCCAUUUGGGCAGCAACCAUGCAACAGUGGCGCCUGACAACAACCCUGAGCUGAACAGCAUCCUCCAGGAGGCCCAGCAUGUUCGGCAGGAGAUCCAACAGAUCCAGGAAGACCAUGCCCAGCUCAGGGAGCAGAACUACCACGCCUUGAACAAUACAUUGAUGGACGACACCAGUGAGGUGAUCCGGGACGCCAACAACAUCUCAGCAGACAUCAAGGCCAGAGGAGAGGCCGUGUUGCAGAGGCUACACAGGAUGAACAAGGAGACCAGGAAGCUGGAGGUUCAGCGAGGUAGCACUAACCACGUGGUACGCAUCGCCCGGACGCAGUACACCAACCUGAGCACCACCUUCAGAGAAGUGAUGUUCAACUACAAUGAGACAGAGCUGGGACACAGGGAGAACUGUAAGAGACUGAUCCAGAGACAGAUGGCGAUUGUGGGCAGAGACGUCACGUCUGAGGAGGUCGAGGAGAUGAUGGAGAGCGGGCAGCAGUUCAAUAUCUUUAACGCCCUGACUGAUGGGAAGACGGCCCAGUCGGCACUGACGCAGAUCGCUAGUAGACACAAAGAGCUGCUAGACCUGGAGAAGAGGAUCCAGGGGGUUCAGGAGCUGUUUCUGGAUGUGGCUGUGCUGACAGAGGAACAGGGAGCGGUGCUCAACAACAUCGAGACCAACGUACAAAAGACAGAGGCAACUAUCGCAGGUGCCAGCGUUAAACUGAACAAAGCCAAGAGAUAUGACAAGAACAAUCCCAUCAAGAAACUGUUCUGUUGCUGCUUUCCAUGUUGCAAAUGAUUGUAUGUCUCAUCUGAUACAUUGUGUGUGUUAUCCAUUAUUUUGAUAUUAAUGUAAAUAAUAAGAUUGUUUAAGAAAGCAGACUUUGCAAUGGGACUGGGAGGUAGGCCUACAAUAAGGCCAGGUGUCGAUGGAUAACCAUUUCCAGGAGGUUAAUACUGUAUGAGGGAUGUGUAGAAGGGCCUAAAACCCCUCUUUGGACUACCAACCAACCACACUUUCAAUCAAAAGAACAUUGCAUUGAGUUUGCAGAGAGUCUGAACUCUUUCUAUUCUAGGUUUGAUCAUCUGCACUUUAGUCCUGAGAAGGAUGGGCUGCUGUGUGAACUCUUAUCAUUAGCACAAGGGGAAGCUGAUUUGGUAAUAGAGGAAGCAGAUGUUGAUAGGGUUUUAAAAUGAAUAGCAGUAAACAAAGCCACUGGCCCAGGUAACAUUAGUAACCAUGUUCUGAAGUCCUGUCACAAGGAAUUGUCAGGUGUGUUCUGUGAGCUGUUCAAUCGCUCACUGAGAGAGCAUACGGUACCAGCUCUGUGGAAAUCAUCCAAUGUAUGCCCAGUGCCCAAGAAGAGCUGCCCUGCUAUCCUCAAUGAUUACUGCCCUGUUGCACCUGUCAUAGUGAAACGUUUUGAGCGUUUGGUUCUCUCCCACAUACAAAACAAGGUUUGAGACAUAGUAGAUCCCUUUCAAUUUGCCUACAAGCAACAAAGAGGAGUGGACGAUGCUGUUCUGUACCUACUGUUUCAGUCACAUCUUGAGAAGCCUAAGUCCUAUGCCCGGAUGGUGUUUGUGGACUUUUCCAGUGCUUUUAACACUAUACAGCCACAUCUAAUUGAACAGAAACGUUUGACUAUGAACCAAAACGUGGAUUCUAUAUUUUUGGUCAAAUAGUCUGCAAUGGGUGAGAUUCAACAGUGAGUGCAGCACAUUUCCACUAGAACACCACAGGGCUCAGUCAUCUCUCCUGUCCUAUUUACACUAUACGGAUGACUGUAGGAGCACCUGCCCUGAGACAACUUAGAUCAAAUACACAGAUGACACUGUUAUUCUUGACACAUCCAACUCUGAUGCCCUAAUUAAGUCCAUAGUGGACAAGUUUGACCUCUGGUGCAAGGAGAACUUCCUAGAUCUGAAUGCCACCAAGACCAAAGACCUUGUCAUAAACUUUAGGAAGGAAACAUCAGCUCCAAAGGCAAUCACCAUCGGUGACCAGAGCAUUGAACAGGUGGAUGAGAAUAAGUACCUUGACAACAAGCUAAACUUUGGAGCCAACUGUGGGCAAGUGUUAGUCUCCUGAGUGGCGCAGUGGUCUAAGGCACUGCAUCGCAGUGCUAGCUGUGCCACUAGAGAUCCUGGUUCA
This is a messenger RNA of Coregonus clupeaformis (lake whitefish), 2345 nucleotides long. RefSeq names its product syntaxin-11-like. The record is from RefSeq and is a predicted model, not a curated record. NCBI's taxonomy places the organism in Eukaryota, Metazoa, Chordata, Actinopteri, Salmoniformes, Salmonidae. The transcript has 2 exons. Bases 75 to 989 code for a protein of 304 amino acids. Gene Ontology annotation, biological process: synaptic vesicle fusion to presynaptic active zone membrane; intracellular protein transport; exocytosis. Gene Ontology annotation, molecular function: SNAP receptor activity; SNARE binding. Gene Ontology annotation, cellular component: endomembrane system; synaptic vesicle; presynaptic active zone membrane.